ACUGCUAUUAAUUGAACAGCGGGGAUGAAGAGACGGCGAGGGAGGGAUAGAGAGAUAUGCUUUGAAGGCUGUCUCUUCACUGGUUCCAGCUGCCCAUUUUGUUGAUUUCGUUUUUAUUUUUCACUUUCAUCGAAUCCCAAACUCGCUCCUGGAACUGUGCCUCUGAUCUUCGCAGGGUUCAUUCCAUUCUUCUUUGGAGAUGCAGGCGGAUCAGCGAAGAAAGGCUUUGACUGAAGUUGAUUUCUUCACUGAAUAUGGUGAGGGUAGUAGAUAUCAAAUAGAAGAAGUGAUAGGAAAAGGAAGCUAUGGUGUAGUUUGCUCUGCUCUUGACACUCAUACAGGAGAGAAGGUUGCAAUCAAGAAGAUAAAUGAUAUCUUUGAACAUGUUUCAGAUUCCACACGAAUUCUUCGUGAGAUUAAGCUUCUAAGGCUCUUGCGUCAUCCUGAUAUUGUGGAAAUCAAGCAUAUAUUAUUACCUCCAUCUAGAAGGGAGUUCAAGGACAUAUAUGUUGUUUUCGAACUCAUGGAAUCAGAUUUGCACCAGGUCAUUAAGGCUAAUGAUGACUUAACACCAGAACACUACCAAUUUUUCCUUUAUCAACUUCUUCGUGGUCUGAAAUAUAUACACACAGCAAAUGUCUUUCAUAGGGAUCUCAAACCUAAAAAUAUUCUAGCAAAUGCUGACUGCAAGCUCAAGAUAUGUGACUUUGGUCUUGCAAGGGUGGCAUUCAAUGAUACCCCCACAGCAAUAUUUUGGACGGAUUAUGUUGCAACGAGAUGGUACAGAGCACCAGAACUAUGUGGAUCUUUUUUCUCCAAGUAUACACCAGCUAUAGACAUAUGGAGUAUUGGUUGUAUAUUUGCUGAAUUACUAACAGGAAAGCCUCUUUUCCCUGGGAAAAAUGUUGUCCAUCAAUUGGAUCUGAUGACUGAUCUUCUGGGAUCUCCUCUUCCUGAAGCUAUUGCCAGGGUACGCAAUGAGAAAGCCAGGCGGUAUUUGAGCAGCAUGCGCAAGAAAAAGCAGGUGCCAUUCUCUCAAAAGUUUCCAAAUGCUGAUCCACUUGCUCUUCGUUUGUUAGAGAAGAUGCUAGCUUUUGAACCAAAGGAUCGUCCUACAGCAGAAGAGGCUUUAGCCGAUCCUUAUUUCAGAAAUAUAGCAAAAGUUGAGAGGGAACCUUCUGCUCAGCCAGUUACCAAAAUGGAGUUUGAAUUUGAGAGAAGAAGAGUGACCAAAGAGGAUAUAAGGGAGCUCAUCUACAGAGAAAUUCUAGAGUAUCAUCCAAAACUAUUGAAGGAGUUUUUGGAGGGGGAGGAGUCAACUAAUUUUAUGUAUCCAAGCGCAGUUGACCAAUUCAAGAAGCAAUUUGCUUAUCUUGAAGAGCAUUAUGGAAAUGGUGCAACAGUGGCUCCACCAGAGAGGCAACACGCUUCAUUACCUAGGCCCUGUGUAUUUCGUUCAGAAAACACAGCACAUAAUUCAAGUGAUGCAGUUAUAGAAUUUUCCAAAUGUUCAAUUAAUGAAGAUGACAAAUCAAAACCACAAUACGAGAAUGGUGUAGAUCCAGUAACAAAGUUUCCUCUACAGAUUUCUCAGAGGUCCCAAGGCACCGCUUUAAGGCCAGGAAAAGCCAAUGCUUCCAUGCUUCGCCAAAACAAUAGUACAAACAGUGGUGCAGAUCCAUUUGAACAAAGAAGAAUAGCAAGAAACCCUAUAACUAAUCCUCAAUUCAAUUCUUCUAAUUGUUCAUACCCUAGAAGAAAUCCAAGCUGUAAAAAUGAGAGAGGAGAUGAGGGUAUUGAAGGAGCCAAUCUGGUUCAGCAUAAACCCUACUUGUCAAGAAAAGUUGCUGCAGCACAAGCUGGUCCUAGCAGCCAUUGGUAGAGCUGUUCCUUCCUCAGUCAAUAAUCUCAGUCGCUCUGAUGCGAAGAUAAAAACCUUGUGGAUUGGAGGUUUUGCAUCUCUAGCGGCCACCAGCUGGGAGACAACAGUAAUACUUUCUUGAUAGAUUGACUGGCAAUUUCUAAAUUAUAUGGGAUGUUUAAUAUUCUAGAUUGGGAAAGAAAUGAUCAUUAAUGUUUGGAUUUAGGAAAUUAAUGAGAAAUAGAUUGGUAAGCUUUGAUCACUGAUUGUAAAUUUAUAAUCAAAACCCAUAUGUUAUUGGGAUUUUGUUUCAUUUCCUUCAAUCCAAACGAAGUCUCUUCUUGUCUAAUGGCGUUCGGCCUCAUGUUUAUGCUGACACAGGGCUUAUUUAUUUGAUUUUGUUUAUAUGAAUGAAAAUUAUUACUAUAAUUUGGUGA
This is a messenger RNA of Dendrobium catenatum, 2298 nucleotides long. Its product is annotated as mitogen-activated protein kinase 15. The record is from RefSeq and is a predicted model, not a curated record. Gene Ontology annotation, cellular component: cytoplasm; nucleus. NCBI's taxonomy places the organism in Eukaryota, Viridiplantae, Streptophyta, Magnoliopsida, Asparagales, Orchidaceae. Gene Ontology annotation, molecular function: ATP binding; MAP kinase activity. Gene Ontology annotation, biological process: intracellular signal transduction; protein phosphorylation. Bases 200 to 1882 code for a protein of 560 amino acids. The transcript is spliced from 10 exons.